AUGUCCAAAUCCAAGCUGUACGAUGUGCUUAUUCUCGGUGGUGGUCCAGCAGGACUCACCUCCGCCCUUGUGCUUGCUCGACUUCAUCGAACCACAGCAAUUUUCACUGCACCAACUUACCGCAAUGAUGGCGCGGCGCACUCACACGGUCUGCUCUCGCGUGACCACGUACCGCCCGCAGAGCUGAGAGCCCAAGGCCGAAAUGAUCUUGAGCGCUACAAGACUAUCGAAUUCUUCGAGAACAGCCCCAUCACAAGCAUUGUCCGCCAGGGGUCGGAUUCUCGCGCUUACUUUGUGGCCAAGAAUGACAGCCAACAGGAAUGGCGAGGUCGUGCUGUCAUCCUGGCAACAGGAAUUCGCGAUGAGCUGCCAGAUCUGCCCGGAUACAAAGAAAACUGGCCAGAAUCAAUCUAUCAGUGUCCUGUCUGUGACGGUCACGAGCGCUACGAUGGACCAGUUGGCAUCCUGAACAUCGAGUUCAACUCACUUGUUUCCAGGCAUAUGACUACAACGCUUCACUUCCUGUCACAACCAGUCGGGACUUCUGUCGAGGACUCCCUAACUCGCAAAUCCAACCUCACGCUCUUCACCAAUGGACCACUUGACACCAGCAACGCGGCAGUCACCGAGAUCCUCGAUAUCUGCAAGGCCUAUCGCAUCACUGUCGACCAACGCAAGGUCGUCCGGCUAGAGGCCUCCGAAGACCCUUCCAAGAAACCUGGCCUUUACGUCCACCUCGAGCCAGAUGGAAGCAACUCAGAACUGCCUACUCGCGUCUUCCAGAACUUCCUCCUUCACAAGCCUCGCACCACCCCCAACUCCCCGGAACUGCUCUCCCAGCUUGGCCUCGAGACAGCAAGCUCUCCUUUUGGAACGUACGUUGCCUUCACUCCACCUUUCAACGCGACCAAGGUACCCGGCAUCUUCGUUGCAGGCGAUGCUGGGGCCAUGCAUACAACUCUCACCCUUGCGCUCUCUUCCGCAGGAUUGGCUGCUGCUGGAGCGAUGCAAUUCGUCAAUGACCUGGAUGAUAAGAUUGCCUUGGAGGCUUUGAAGACGAAGGAGAAUGGCUCGGUGAAGGAGCUGUAA
Messenger RNA from Cyphellophora attinorum, 1089 nucleotides. RefSeq lists its product as uncharacterized. Gene Ontology annotation, molecular function: oxidoreductase activity. The record is from RefSeq and is a predicted model, not a curated record. The coding region runs from base 1 to 1089 and encodes 362 amino acids. The transcript has a single exon. Lineage: Eukaryota; Fungi; Ascomycota; Eurotiomycetes; Chaetothyriales; Cyphellophoraceae.